Messenger RNA from Anisakis simplex (herring worm), 1296 nucleotides. NCBI's taxonomy places the organism in Eukaryota, Metazoa, Nematoda, Chromadorea, Rhabditida, Anisakidae. The record is from the annotation of a GenBank genome assembly.
AUGGUCGUUGGCUCAUUGUUUGGUACCAGUUGUGUACCGGUUCUUCACUUUGUUCAACCACCCCCGCACAACGUUCGCUUAUCAACAGCAUUCAGCAUUACAGUGUCGUUAUCAGUUCGACAACCAACCCAGUUACGAUUGCUGCUAAUCAAUGCGAAUGACUUAAAGCCACAUAAGCGAUUCACAAUUCAACCAAAGCAAUCCCCUCGAUUCAUACAAUCAACCACCUAUAAAUUCGAAGGUUUGCGUAUAGAGGAAAUGGCUGUACAACAGCAACACUCUCUAGUCACUUCAAUGGAGUCUGAACUGUCCACUGAAGCUGGCAGCUGCAUGAAUGGAACAGACUCGUUGAAUGGCAACAUACCUGAGAAAUGCAAUGAGGCUGACUGGAGUGAUACUCAGAAAUCUAAUGCCAAAAUUAUGAUCGAAGCGUCAUCGCCAAAUGCUUCGGUAACGCUCCUUUCAGAUGAAAUCACUAUUGAUAACGAGCCAUUCGUAUUCGUUGAGUUGAGUCAUCAAGUAAUCGAGAAGCCAAAUGAAACUGUUUGGGUUCUUUUGAACAAGGAACCAACUGAGUUGAAUGUUGUACUCUCUGACAGCAAACGUGUGGAACCAGUCGAUGCCGUGAAACUUUAUGGAAAGUUGGUUAUAUUCACACUACCCUCUCAACUGCACCCGACAAGUGAUACAGCUGAGAGCAGACAAUUACCGCAAACAGCAAACGUCGUGAACGGUGCUGAUGAGUUUGAAAGCAAUGAUUCCAAAGAUGUGCUGAGAACGGCCGAAGAAUCCAGCAAAGAGCAACGAAAUUCAGCAGAGGAGCUCGGGAACGGCAACGAGAGAACAGUAGCCGAAGUUGCCGACUCAAAAGCAACUGAGUCAGAUGUUGGGGCUGCCGGAUCUUCGUCAACAGAUCCUACGGCUAUUCUAACAGCAAAACAACCGCCGUCAACAAACGAAAUGGAAUCUGAAUCAAAAACGACGGCCGAAACUGUCGUUGAGAGUUCUCCAGAGGUCAUUGCUGCGCAUGGAAAUACUCCAUUAUCGUUAACAAAUUUGAAAAUUAUUCUUCAAUGCGGCAAACAACAAAUUAUACUUCCAAUCAGAUUUCAGCUCAGUGUGACGAAUACCACUGAAGCGAUCAACAAUGAAGAGUUCCGAUCAACGCAGUUAAGUUCGCUAUUUAAUUUCGCCUCGGGCGGUGAUCCAUUGGCACUGCUAUCACCGUUUGCCCAUUUACUCAAUGAAACAGAUUCAGAUGGAUGCAAAACCCUUAAAAUGGAGCGCUCAUUAUAG